GGAGCGAUGCGUAUCGGUAAAGAUUUCCUUCUGUUCACUAAGAAAAAUGAUAUCAACACAGUUCUUAUGCUGUCGCGUACUUUCUUGGCAGAAAAACACUUAAGUGAGGUAGUCGUUCCAAUGCCUUGCUACAACGUUAAUAUGCGGCCACUGCAUUCGUUUGGUGCUAAUUUAGAAAGGCAUUGCCAGGAGGAGUCUAUUGUUUUCCAGUACUCCCCCUUUCACAGCAUCGAAAUGCUUAAGCAACAGUUCGAUCUCAUUGAAGGCAAGAGCGGAACUCUCGUGGUCGUCUACAAUCUGAGAACCACGAACCAUGGAGAAAUGGAGCUGAAUUUUACUGAAUCCGCCCAUGAUUUUAUUUUGGUCAUGGCUGAAGAAAGCGUCGACAGUACUGUACCUGAAAGGAAAUCACUUCGGGCAUAUCUGUCAAUUCUGUAUUUGGAUCCAACGAUGAAGAUUUAUCUCCAAGAUAAAAAAGUCGAGACAACUAAGAUUUUCUGUCACUGGAUUCGACCACAACGUUAUGAAUACAGCUCGGUUCGUUUUAAAACAAUGCUGGACAAAAAGGCCGUUUUAGAACAAGCCGCGAUCGAUGACGGUAUGAUGUUCUUCUCUUAG
Soboliphyme baturini is the source of this 618-nucleotide messenger RNA. NCBI's taxonomy places the organism in Eukaryota, Metazoa, Nematoda, Enoplea, Dioctophymatida, Soboliphymatidae. The record is from the annotation of a GenBank genome assembly.